Messenger RNA from Galeopterus variegatus (Sunda flying lemur), 2208 nucleotides. RefSeq lists its product as uncharacterized. The coding region runs from base 109 to 402 and encodes 97 amino acids. Lineage: Eukaryota; Metazoa; Chordata; Mammalia; Dermoptera; Cynocephalidae. The record is from RefSeq and is a predicted model, not a curated record. The transcript is spliced from 5 exons.
CGCCGGGCUCCGGCGUUCCCGCCCGCCGAUUUCCAGCCGUCAGGGUCACGGCACUCGCUGGAAGCCCUGAACUGUGUGUGCCCCCCAAGCCCCGGGACCCCUGCGGGAAUGUUCAAAAAUGAGUACCAGGGAGGUGCAUUUGUUGAAAUCUUUAGUGCUCAGGGAAAAAAUCCUGGAGCAAAAUGGAAGAUCCUUGGCAGUCCAUCUGUCAUUUGGAAAGAGUUUGACAAAGAAGUUAAAAGUUUUGUGUUUGUCCUAGAAGGCAGCAGCCAAACAAACAGAAUUCAGUUACCAAAGGAAAAUAAGCAAAUUUUGGGACUGAUCCAGAGGUUUCUUGUACUUCAGAUUUACGUACCCCUGGGACAAGACUUCUCCACUGAAUUGCUAAUCCGGAUCGAAUAAACAGCCCCUACCUGGGACAUGCUGUUCAUGAGGCGAGAGCAGAAGAGCAAGAGUCUGAGCAGAACCACACAAUCAAAUUUAAAGCUUCUCCUCAGAUAUGUGUGGCACAUGUCACCUCUUCUUACAUCUGUUGGCCAAACCUAGAGUCAGUGGGACAGGGAGAUGUAUGAAAUCUUCUACAUGAAAGGGUGAUGGUGAAUUGCAAACAGUGAUAAUCUACCAUAAACACGCACAUUAUUUCAAUCAACACAACACUCUUCAAUGUGGAUAUUAUCACCAUCGCACAAUUUAUUAAUUUAGCAAAUAUUGAGCACCUACUAUGUCCUAGAUACUGUGCUCUUGAGUCAAUAAGGGCUCAGUGAGGACCCUAACUAUAUCUCAUAUAUAAGGGUACUUUAAAUUUGAAGUACCCUCAUAUAUUGAUAAUGUGAGUUUAUUUUGUUUAUAAUGUUAUGACUUAGAUAUCCUCAUACUUUAUGGUAAAACGGCAGUUCUCAAACUAUUUGGUCUCAAGAUUUCUUUAUAAUCUUAAAAAAUAUUGAGGAUACCAAAGAGCUUCUAUUUAUGUAAGUUGUCACUUGAUGUUUACCAUAUUAGAACUUAACACUAAUUCAAAAGAUGUUUAUAUUUAGAAAUAAUAAUAAACCCAUUACAUGUUAGCAUAAAUACAAAUAACUAUAGCAUAAAAUAUAUUUUCAAAGCAAAAAAAUUUAGUAAGGAGUAGCAUUGUUUUACAAUUUUGCAAAUCUCUUUAAUGUGUCUUACUAAAUAGAAGACAGGUAGAUUCUCCUAUCUGUUUCUGUAAUCUAUUUGUUAUGACAAAAUACAUCAUGCCGUCUCUGAAAAACUCCACUAUAUAGUGUGGGAGAAUGAGAGUGAAGAGGACAAGUAACAUCUUAGUAUUGUUAUGAAAAUAGUUUUGACCUCACUGAGUCCCUGAAAGGAUCUUGGAGAUCCUCAGAGUCACCACACUACCCUUUGAGAACCAAGAAUCCCUUAACCACAUUUUGAAAACGGCUAUUCUAAAGUAUAUUCUGAAAGCAAAUUCAUGAUGUUUUCAUUUAGUGCAUUUUCCUGAAGUGUCACCUUUCUGUUAAUCUAUUUUGUAAAUAAGGUAGCUUUAUUAGUCUAGUAGACUAACUGCUAUAACAGAUAAUCCCCAAAUCCCAGUGGCUGAACAUAGUAACAUUUCAUCUCUUGUUCAUAUCACAAUCCAUUGCAGGUCAGUGGUAAGGGCUCUGCCCACAAAUAGUCAUUUAGGGACCUAGGCUGUUUCCAUCUUCCAUUUAGGGUCUCAGAGUCCUCUACUGGGUCCUUGGUAUCUGGUCAGCAGACAAGGGAAGAGAGUACCUGGAGGAUCACAUGGGAGGAUGUUUGGGGUCACAUUCCCCUGGCCAGAACUCAUAUACCACCCAUAACAGUAUUGGAAGCUAGGAAAUGUGUGCCUGGGAGAAAAGGAAACAACCAGCCUUCUCCAGAAUAAUCAAAUUAGUUUCUACAUAAACAAAUUAAAAUUAAACUUUAUGAUCUGUUGUCAGCUUUUUUGCUGUUAUGACACUUAAACUGUAUUCAAUGCAAAAUAGUAAUAUCUCAUACUUUGAGACAAAUUGUAGGAUCAUGCAAUCUAAAAUUUUUUUUUUAAUUUUUUAAACUUUUUAUUUUGAGAUAAUUUCAAAGUUGCAAAAAUGGUACAAAGAACUACCACAUACCUUUCAACCAUGUUCAGCAGUUAUUAACAUUUUGUCCCAUUUGCUUUUACUCUCUCUGAGUGUGUGUGCAUGUGUGUAGGUGCACAUUUUUUUCCUC